Histoplasma mississippiense is the source of this 2166-nucleotide messenger RNA. RefSeq lists its product as hypothetical. The coding region runs from base 1 to 2166 and encodes 721 amino acids. The transcript has 11 exons. Gene Ontology annotation, molecular function: protein binding. The record is from RefSeq and is a predicted model, not a curated record. Gene Ontology annotation, biological process: autophagy of mitochondrion; peroxisome fission; mitochondrial fission. Gene Ontology annotation, cellular component: mitochondrial outer membrane; peroxisomal membrane. Lineage: Eukaryota; Fungi; Ascomycota; Eurotiomycetes; Onygenales; Ajellomycetaceae.
AUGGGUUCGAAUCUUCCAUAUGCGGCGGAUGCUGAGAGCCCGCUGAAACCCGCUGAACUCCAAGUUCUGCGAGCCCAAUACGAAAAGGAAGGGGAAUAUGUCGGCGUGCAGACCAAAUUCAAUUAUGCUUGGGGCCUCAUAAAAUCCAACACGCGCCAAGAACAACAAGAGGGCGUCCGACUACUCUCCGAAAUAUUCAAAUCGGCCCGCGAACGACGACGCGAAUGCCUCUACUAUCUCGCCCUCGGCAACUACAAGCUAGGCAACUAUGGUGAGGCGCGCAGAUACAACGACCUGCUUCUCGACCAUGAACCGGGGAAUCUACAGGCGGCCAGUUUGCGGACGCUGAUUGACGAGAAGGUUGCGAAGGAAGGGUUGGUUGGUGUUGCGAUCUUGGGAGGCGUGGCACUUGCGGCUGGGGUGGUUGGAGGGCUUAUUAUGAAGGGUGCCAGGAGGCGGAUGAGGCAGCUUUUCGGGAGGUCCUUAGAAAAGGGGGAUCGAGAAGACGAGCAAGCAAGAAACAAGAAUCGUGAAUUCGCGGCCAAUAAAGUCGGUCAGGUUCAACCAUUGAAAGUAGCCGGUUUCACAGGCGUAAUGAGCGAACAACUCGCGGCUUCAUCCACCCCAGACCGUGCUCGAGUUGCACUUCAGCCAACGAUAGCCAGAUCACCGGAUCCUCCCAUUUCGACUUUGUCUACUCCGUGUGUGAUUCACCUAGGUUCUACUACUGUGUCGUUUGUGCUGUUCCAUACUGCCAAAGUGUAUGGGCAAGAGAAGAAGAGAGCGCAUUACGGUGUCCCAUCUGCGAGUCCGAAUUUGUCGAAAUCCUCGCCUAUCAGUCGAUAUGAUAUGAAAUUAGUAACUGACACUCCCUUCCCAACCAAGGUGGAAAGAGAUAACCCACCUCCAGAGCUCCAGAACCCCCCAACACACAGCCCUUCCCCCAUCCGCCAGAGUCCCAGUUCAGCAUCAUCCUUCCAUCACAUACGCGGUCCUAGACCAAGUAUCCAAACCGAACACCUUGACGCCCCGGGAGGUAGGGCAACGUUUCGCAGUUUUCGGUCGGGCGAUGGAAGGUUUACGUUCGCUAGUACAUCAUUCCGAUCGUCCAGAGGAGGUUCCCCCCACGGACAGCCACUGCAUGAUACCCCCGUCCAUGACCCUUUCGCGUUCCUUCGCAACACCACGGCUCUUAUCGACGCCAUUACAGAGAACCCUGCUGUUCGGCCGAUGCGAAGGCAUCGGUCCCCUGGCCUACAACCACUAGUUUAUCUACCUGGCGUCCAUGAACCCCAUGGCGACGAUCUAGGUUUAAAUAUAGAUGGAGAUGGAAACACAUUGAGGGUUAGUUGGCGCUUGGCACCGCGAAACGCAUACAACGCACGGGAGGAUACAGAUCCAUUUGCUCAUCUACAAGAGGUUCUCGGACAAUUUGCUGGACAUCAACGUGGAAACCAGAUGAACGGUGGGGCGAACGAGGAUGCUGAUAUACGAUCGUUAAUGCUGUCACUCCUUCAAGGCAUUGCCGAGGAUGGUGGAAGUCUGGAUGAGAAUGCAGAUCGACCCGUAACUAGAGAAGAGCUCGCGCUCCUGAAAACCCAGACGUUGAAGGAAACUUUACAAGAAACCGAGGGAGCGCUUGAUCGUUUCGACGGCACGGAAACCUGCGGCAUCUGCAUGGAAACUGUAGGACUAGAUUCCCGAGUCACUGUGUUGCCAUGCAAGCACUGGUUCCACUCGACCUGCAUAUCUCCAUGGCUGGACGAUCACAAUACUUGCCCUCAUUGCAGAGCCAGGAUCGGGCAUCCAACACCGCAAACGCCGAACAGGGGACACCAACAAAACUCAACGACCGGCUCAGGGGCCGGCUCAGGGGCCGGCUCAAGGUCCCCACCUCAAUCUGCGUCCAGUUCUCGUGGUAGAGGGAGUAUGGCGGAUCCUUUCAUUAUUUCAGACAGUCCUCCUCGCCGAUCAAAUUCAGGGAAUGCCAAUCCAUCACAAUCACCCCGUUCGUCGAUUAAUCGUGAAGGUGCCAACCCAACGUUCAACGGAACUGAGAACCUCCCACCACGGCCAAGGGAUGUAACGACUAGGUUUCUGUUCGACGUGGACGCAUGUAUAUACCAGGAACAGAACGCAACAUUUAGAGGUCUAUCAAUCGAAUAA